GGUGGUCAUUUCCGGUUUUGAGCUCCGCUGAUGCGUAUCGAUAGAUAUCAGUGCAUCCUGACGUAAUUAUAUUUUACAUUUUGCUUAAUUUAAAAGACAAGACAGGCGUUGUCCGUCAUAUCAUAACAGCAGAAUGGCAACAACAAUAAGCACGCAACGAGGACAGGUUUACAUCGGUGAGUUGCCUCAGGAUUUUCUGAGGAUCAUGCCGACUCAGCAGCAGCAGCAAGUGCAGUUAGAUGCGCAGGCGGCCCGACAGCUGCAGUACGGAGGAUCUUUAGGCACUGCUGGACGCCUCAGCAUCACUGUAGUACAGGCCAAGCUUGCAAAGAACUAUGGUAUGACACGGAUGGACCCGUACUGCAGGAUUCGACUGGGCUACGCUGUCUAUGAGACUCCAACCGCUCACAAUGGAGCAAAAAACCCUCGCUGGAACAAAGUCAUCCAGUGCACCGUCCCACCCGGGGUGGACUCUUUCUAUCUGGAGAUAUUCGAUGAGAGGGCGUUUUCUAUGGAUGAUCGCAUCGCGUGGACACACGUCACAAUCCCCGAAAACCUGCGGGAGGGAACUGUAGUGGACGAGUGGUACAGCCUGAGCGGGAGACAGGGGGACGACAAAGAGGGCAUGAUUAAUCUCGUCAUGUCCUUUGCAACAAUACCUGCAGGAAUGAUGAUGCAGCCGCAGCCUGUGGUUCUGAUGCCUACAGUCUAUCAGCAGGGAGUUGGAUAUGUGCCCAUAGCAGGUGUCCCUGGAAUGUAUAAUCAGGGUGUGGUGCCCAUGGGGAUGCCAGCCGCUCCUCCAGUGGCGUCUCAGAGCGCCCCAUGCAGCGAAGAAGACUUGAAAGCCCUUCAGGACAUGUUCCCCAACCUGGACAAAGAGGUGAUCCGUACCGUUUUAGAGGCGCAGCAGGGAAAUAAAGAUGCUGCCAUAAACUCCCUGCUGCAGAUGGCGGAGGAGCUUUAACCGCACCGCUGCCACUCCACAUAAGACUUUAUACCAAAAAAAAAACAACCUGUAAAUAUGCACACCUAAAUCUGGCAACCCUUAAGAGUAGCAAGAAAAUCUAACUGUAAUUGUCUUUUAUUAAAUCAGCAUUCAGGCCGAAUGUUUCCGGAUGGUUACGGAGAAUGUAGGAUGAUUUUUGGCUUGUCAUAUAUGUCCUCCGGGGGCAGUAAACCAUAUCUGUAUUGUAGUGAUCCCACGUCUUAAAGAUGUUUGAUAUAUAUUAUGCUUUGAUCUGUAUGAAUUUAGUUACAUAAAUGUACAUGGAUAUAAUUUAUUUUGAAGAUUAUUAAAGAGAUAUCUGAGUA
Messenger RNA from Danio aesculapii, 1311 nucleotides. It is a transcript of the gene tollip, whose product is annotated as toll interacting protein. The record is from RefSeq and is a predicted model, not a curated record. Gene Ontology annotation, cellular component: cytoplasm. Gene Ontology annotation, molecular function: ubiquitin conjugating enzyme binding; ubiquitin binding. The transcript has 6 exons. Gene Ontology annotation, biological process: ubiquitin-dependent protein catabolic process. Lineage: Eukaryota; Metazoa; Chordata; Actinopteri; Cypriniformes; Danionidae. The coding region runs from base 134 to 964 and encodes 276 amino acids.